GUCAAUUAAUAACUUUUUCUUGUUUUUAUGUUUAGCCCCCAUUUGUUUGAAAACAUAAGAAUAGCCCCUUGUCUAUAUAAAAAUUACCGUAUGAGCACCCACGCCUGUUAGUACGUGGUUCCAUCCCUAAUUCAUGCCAGCUUCUGCAAAAUUAACCAAAUUCUAACUGAUUUUGUAAAGUGGGUUGGAAUUUUUGGGGUUUGAGGAUGGUGUUAGUGUUGGCCUUGGGGGAUUUACACGUACCCCACAGGGCACCUGAUCUGCCGGCAAAGUUCAAGUCCAUGCUUGUUCCUGGAAAGAUCCAACACAUUAUUUGUACUGGAAAUCUUUGUAUCAAAGAGGUUCAUGACUAUUUGAAGACUCUUUGUCCAGACUUGCAUAUCACUCGAGGUGAAUAUGAUGAAGAAACACGAUAUCCAGAAACCAAGACACUAACUAUUGGUCAAUUUAAGCUGGGUUUAUGCCAUGGUCAUCAGGUUAUUCCAUGGGGUGACCUAGACUCAUUAGCCAUGCUUCAGAGACAGUUAGAUGUAGAUAUCCUUGUGACAGGCCACACCCAUCAGUUCACUGCCUACAAACAUGAGGGAGGUGUUGUCAUAAACCCAGGGUCUGCAACCGGUGCUUACAGUAGCAUCACCUAUGAUGUUAACCCGAGCUUUGUCCUCAUGGACAUCGAUGGUCUGCGUGUUGUUGUCUAUGUUUACGAACUCAUUGAUGGAGAGGUUAAGGUUGACAAGAUCGAUUUCAAGAAAACCACUACCACUCAGUCUGCUCAUUGAUUAUCAAUCUCAUUGUGCAGCUUAUGACGGACCUUUUUUUUUUUGGGAUUUUUCAAUCUUUUCUGUUUCUGAUGUAUGUUAUCCCAUUGCAGCUGUAUUUGCAUUUACAGAUGAAAGCUUUUUACUUUAUAGCAAAUGGCACAGGAAUAUUAUUUGUAUUAACUUUUCGUAGGGAUUUUUUUUUUUUUUCUUUUUUCAGAAUUUGAUGUCUUUGAGAUACAUUUCACUAGUACAGUAUAUCUUUUGCUAUAUUGGCUUUUUGUGUUUUUAUGGUGAUAUUGACUUCGGUUCAAGAUGCAAGCAUCCCUUUUGAUGUAAAACUGGUUGCUCAUAAAACAGCAUGGUCAUCCAUCAUGAAUAUGGCUCUGUGAUAGCCAUUUGAUUA
Molecule: messenger RNA, 1164 nt
Organism: Ziziphus jujuba (common jujube)
Lineage: Eukaryota; Viridiplantae; Streptophyta; Magnoliopsida; Rosales; Rhamnaceae
Product: vacuolar protein sorting-associated protein 29
Exons: 4
Coding region: 207-779 (190 amino acids)
Biological process (GO): retrograde transport, endosome to Golgi; intracellular protein transport
Cellular component (GO): endosome; retromer complex
Source: RefSeq, a predicted model, not a curated record